Messenger RNA from Brugia malayi, 273 nucleotides. Its product is annotated as 6330505F04Rik protein, putative. The coding region runs from base 1 to 273 and encodes 90 amino acids. Gene Ontology annotation, cellular component: integrator complex. NCBI's taxonomy places the organism in Eukaryota, Metazoa, Nematoda, Chromadorea, Rhabditida, Onchocercidae. The transcript has 3 exons. Gene Ontology annotation, biological process: snRNA 3'-end processing. The record is from RefSeq and is a predicted model, not a curated record.
AUGACAACUGUCGUUUUCCUCAUCGGUUCCAGUGCCUCGAUGGCACAAAAAACGUAUCAGGGCACCGCGAUGCUGGAUGUAGCGCGGUCUAUUGUUGAAUUGAUUCUCAAGCAACGGGUGCAUGAUACAAGUGCGCGUGGUGAUCGAUAUAUGCUGAUGUCGUUCGAAGAUUUUCCUAUGAAUGUAAAGGAAACUGUGGAGAGGGAGAAAAAGGAAGGAGAAGCGCCAAAAGACAUCAUUAAGAAUGACGUACAAUUCCUGCAUUUAAAAUGA